This is a messenger RNA of Racocetra persica, 899 nucleotides long. Lineage: Eukaryota; Fungi; Glomeromycota; Glomeromycetes; Diversisporales; Gigasporaceae. The record is from the annotation of a GenBank genome assembly.
AUGAAGGUGAUUAAAAUAAGAAAAAAUUUAGCUAAUUUAGAUGCUUUUCUUUCUCAAAAGAAAAGAAAAAUAUCUAAUAAUCUUAAUUCAUGCCCACAACAUUUAACACAAAGUCAGAAUCUAAUUCAAAUAAUUCUCUCUUGUACUCUUCCUCUAUCCAUUGUUAAUAAUAAUGAAUUUAGACAAUUUUGUAGUUCACUUGAUUCAAGUUUUAUGAUUCCCAAUAGUGAAACUAUAAGAAAUACAAUUAUUAAUGCAUAUAAUCAAAUUAACAGACUUAUUCAAAAUAAAAUAAUAGAAACUGUGGAUAUUACUAAUAAUAAUGAUAAUGUGAAAACUGCUUUGUCACAAAUGCAAAUUGAAAUUAUUCUAUAUUUGGCAAAUAUCUUAAAAAUUAGCAUUGAAUUGGAAUUGCCAUAUGCUAAAGACAUUUUAAACAAGUCAAAAAAGUUAAUUGAGAUUUUAGACAAUAACACAAAUCAUCAAAAAUUAAGAGACAUUCAACAACAAAUUGAUCGAACAAUUGAAAAUCUUAAGCAGCAUCUUAGCAUUUAUCAACCUAAAAAUGAUAUCAUUCAACAGAUAAUAGAUAAUAUACUAGACAAUCUUAAAAAGAACUUUGAAGUACCUUCAACUCUUGGACUAUAUAGGUCUUUUUUUGAUUCUCAUUUCAAAAAGCUGCUUUAUAUUGAUAGUGAACUUCGAUGCCAAAUUUUAAAUAAUCUUUGUGAACAAUUUACGAAACUUGUAGAACCAGCAACUUCUAACACUUUAGGUUCAAAUUCAAAAAUGUUGGCAUUUUUUCAUAUAUUUAUUCAAGAAAAUAGACAAACGGAAUUUGAUAAAUAUCUUGAAUUACCUCAAUUGCCUGUAACUGAGAAUAAUAAUUCUUUGAGAUG